This is a messenger RNA of Ipomoea nil (Japanese morning glory), 1293 nucleotides long. RefSeq lists its product as uncharacterized. Bases 1 to 1293 code for a protein of 430 amino acids. The record is from RefSeq and is a predicted model, not a curated record. Lineage: Eukaryota; Viridiplantae; Streptophyta; Magnoliopsida; Solanales; Convolvulaceae. The transcript has 3 exons.
AUGGCUAUAGAGGCUGCUCCGACUCCAACACGGAGACGGUGGAGGGUCACUACUAAGCCAUCCCAGGGUGAAGGACACGUCAUGCGCACUCAUCGCAAGACACGUGGAACGGAUGAGCAGUUUUUGGCGCUCACCGCCACCACUGAUCUCAUGUGUUACUCACAAGCUGUUGGGCAUCCGCAAUGUGUCUCACAAGUGGACUAUGCGACAGCUGGAUGUCCACAAUACCUUCCUGAACGGGCACUUAUCCGAGACAGUUUACAUGAAACAGCCUCCUGGAUACGAGGAUCCCGCACAUCCGGAUCACGGUUCUUGGCCUCCAAGACUGAUGUGUCGUUUCAUUACACCAUCGGUGACUCUAGGGUGUUCUUGCUUGUAUAUGUCGAUGACAUCAUUAUGAUGGGCACCGAUCUGGUCUUUAUUGAUUCACUCCUCCGACGUCUCUCGUCUACAUUUAAGAUUAGGGACCUGGGCAAGCCUACCUUCUUUCUGGGCAUUGAGACUUUAUCUGACGGGGAUGGAUUCGUUUUAUCGCAGCGCAGGUACAUGGCAGAUAUACUAUCUCGUGCGGGUAUGACGGUCUGCAAAGCCUUGGCUACACCAGCUUCAGUCACUAAACCGGCUACACCCUCACCCGAUCCGUUUGAUAAUCCAACCCAAUACCGCAGGAUCGUUGGGGCACUACAGUAUCUAACCAUCACUCGCCCUGAUCUCUCCUUUGCGGUCAAUUGGCUCUGCCAGUUUAUGCACUCUCCGACACAGGAUCACGGGGGUUUGCUCAAGCGUGUUCUCCGAUAUUUCAAAGGUACCCUUGACUACAGGUUGCGUCUAGCCCCCUCAUUAACCUCUGCGCUCCAUGCUUUUUCUGACUCAGAUUGGGUCGGGUGUCCAGUCGACCGGAAAUCCACUAGUGGCUAUGCCGUCUUUCUUGGGUCUAAUCUCGUAUCCUGGCUUUCCUGCAAGCAAUGCACCGUAGCACGUUCCUCGACUGAGGCAGAAUACAAGGGACUUGUCGACGUAUCUGCCGAAGUUACCUGGGUUGUCUCGUUGCUUUGGGAAUUGGGUCUGCAUUCUGGUAGUCCUGCGACACUAUGGUGUGACAAUCUGGGCGCCACAUACUUAGCAGCUAAUCCGGUGUUUCACGCUAGGACGAAACAUGUCGAGAUUGACUUUCACUUUGUCUAUGAUAAAGUUGCUGCUGGGGAUUUCAUUGUCAACUUCAUUUCAACCAAAGACCAACUCUCUGACAUCUUCACCAAACCUCUACCAGCACCGCGUUUUCAGGCUCUUUGA